GCGUUUUAUUUAUAAAAAGCAAGGUAGCGAGAAGACAGUUUGUCUGGUAUCAAAUUUUCCCAUGAUUUCAUCUUAAGAAAUCCAAAGUAUUUUCAUUGCAAAUUGGCCAUUUGCUUACCGCACACUACACGAAAUAUUCAUUCUACCGUCCAAAGCUCCAGAUGCUCAUCUGCGGAAAUGGAAAUGAAAAAGGUGCUCGAGCAGGAAGGACGCGAUGCGAAGAAUUUGAUGCUGUAUCAGCUAGUUGUUGAGGAGGAUGCGAACAAUAAAUCGCCUGCCGCUAAAAAGCCUCCCGUCAUUCCAAAAUUAUUACCAAACAUUCCAACAAUCAAAAAGCAAUCUCAACAAAAUGCUAAGCCGACUUCAGGACCUAGAGUUCGAAGCGCAUCCACCGGUCGCGACAAGAAAUCCGAGUUGCAAGCUCGUUAUUGGGCUUUGUUAUUUGGUAAUUUGCAGCGUGCUGUAGAUGAAAUUUAUCAAACAGUUGAAUGCUAUGAGAAUAUGUCGUCCUGUCAAGAAGCAAUAUUAGUAUUGGAAAACUACAUUCGUGAUUUCAAAGCUUUAGCAGAGUGGUUUAGAGUAUCAUGGGAUUAUGAAGCUACGCCUUUACCACAGAGACCCCACUCAUUAGCUUGGGAAGUAAGAAAAAGUAACCCUACUCCUAGAAUUAGAACAAGAAGUCUGUCUAGUCCUACAGUAUCGGGAAAAUCAAGCCCAUGCUUUUCUGGAAAAAGCAGUCCAUGUUCAACAGUGGAAGAUGGGAAGGGGACACCUAGGAAAAAUUUGCGGUUAGGAACUGAACAACAAGUAGGGCUUAAAUCUGGAAGAGUAAAUAUACGUGAUUUGUUCUCAAAGGAUCAAACGAAAAGAAAUCUAGAUGCAAAGAACGCAGAAAAUAAUACCAAGACAAAUGUAAAAGUUCAGGAAAGCCACAUGGACAACGAUAUGUCUAAGAACUUAGAUAUUACGAAGUUAAGUUGGAAUGAUCGUGUCGAAUUACAAUCAAUGGAUAUAGUUCAGGACGAUAAUGAUCAAAAGUCUGGAGCAAUUGAGCAAGCAGAAGAAACACCACAAAUUGUCAAACAUGAUAAGUAUGCGCAGACAGAUUUAGAGGACGAGAAUCUUACCCUUGCAGAAAUUCGCGAAAAAAUGCGAUGUGCCGCAGAAGAGCAGAAGCACACAGAAGAAUCAAAUAUUGGGCAGCCAGAAACAAUUGUCAGAGAACCUACGGCGGUAGAAUUAACGAUCCAAAAGUUGGAUGAAAUGGAGAAUGCAUUUCUAGUUACAGAAAUAAAAGGGAAUAAUAUGGUUGAUAUCAAUUCCAAGCAAGAUUUACCACAAAUAGCGGAAACUGUCACAUCGCACCCAUGUUUAUCGCAAAAGUCUGAUUUACUGCACUCACCUAAAAUUGUUGAUACGAAAAAAUCACAAAGCAGCCCAAUGAAAUAUUCUAGUAUUCUAAACCGCCCGGCUACUGCCGGCACACCGAUUAAGGCUACUCCUGUUCAACGAGUCGUUGGCAGAUCUUCAAGACCACAGUCUGCAGCUCAGAAGCCAGCAUUUAAUAAUUUGACAUCCGGUACUAAUUCAGCUAAACGUGCUCCUCCUAAAAUAGUUACAAUGACUCCUGCCAGUAACCGUAACGACAAAAAUUCGAGUCGAAGUUCAGUUCUAGUUCGAAAUACUUCAAAUCUAGCAAAAUCUGAGAAGUGCAUUCCAUCUAAUGUAGCAAAUCGCUUAUCAGCUAGAUCGAAGACUAUGAUUGAUAUGAAUGACAAAAACAGUAGACUUUCGAGGCCUUCUAUUAUAAGUUUUAGCAAAUUUUCUAAAGAGGACAUCAAUAGUUCAAGUUCAACGUUAAAAGCUAGUAAUGAACAAAUUGGAGAUUCCAAGACAAGCCUUUAUGAUAGCAAUCGUAGCGACAGAAUCCCGGAUUUUGAUAGGAGAUCAGAACCGAAGCAAGUAACAUCAGAGAAUGGAAGUAACGAUGGUUGGUUGACUGUAAAAACAAGGAGACGGUCAAGCUUACAUUGGGCAAAUAGAUUUAAUCAACCUACCGGAUAUGCAAGUUUGCCCACGCUUUCACUACUCAAUGGGAAAGAGAAAGAUGAGAAUGGGAAGGUACCCACAAAUAAAGAAAAGAAGAUGAACCAUGAAAAGGUCAUGAAAAACAAGUCGGAAACGUCAAAGAGCGAGAAAUCUAAAUCUUUAAAACCUGAAAUUAAAAAUGCAAAGGCUAAAGUGAACUCGCUACCUACAAGGGCCGCCAAUAAAGGACCAGUUACUUCCAAAUCGGCUAGAGAAGCCUCCGAUGUUCCAAAAUCUUCAAAUAAUCGGCAAAAUCUUAUAAAACGACAAAAGUCCGAUUUAACUGGUCUUAAGAUGACCACUUUACAUCGUGAAUUCAUGCGCAGUGAGAAGAUAAACAAGAGUAAUAAAAUUAAUGAAACCGGUGAGCCUCAGAAUUCUACUGACUUACAAAAUUGCUUUGAGGACAUUGAACUUAAUAAAAUCGAUAUUAAAAUUCAAACAAAUCGGGAGUUUUCUAAAACGAUUGGCGAAUUAUAUGACAGUCUCCCGAACAUGACUAACGGUAUUCGGGAAACAGUUCUGUCAAGUUGUGAUGAGGGCGAAGAAAAAGAUGAUACAGAGAGUGAUGAAGAUCAGAGGAAAUUACUGGAAGAACAAGAAAAUUUGGAAAGGCAGAUUCGUGAACUGGAGAAUACAGAAAUAGAUGUCGAUACGGAAACUGAUGAAACGGAUUGUGAAGUGAACGUCGAUUUAGAAGAAAAUAUCAAUGAGGUAUUUACAGAGACAGAUGAUUUUAUUUGUUUUUCAAAUGAUGAAAAUCUAACAUUGGAGCAAAAGUAUCAAGCGCUUUUGUCCGAAAUGUCAGGAGGUGAACGAGAAGAAACCUUAGCAACCCUUCAAGCGUACGUCAGUCGGCAUCCUGGGCGAGCUCAAGAAUUGCAUCAAAAGCUUUCAAGUCCUUCGCGAAGACGAUCUCUUCAGGAAACGUUGAAGAAGUAUCAAAUAAAGCAGGCGAGAGCUCAAGAAAAACGGGAACUUUUACAAAAAGAGAAAUCCUUGAAGAUUCAGCAACUACUCGCAAGAGUUGAGGAUGUUAAGGCUGCUAAGCAACAACUUAUUGAAGAAAAGAGAUUGAAAAUGGAAGAGCGGCUACAACGUGCUGCUGAAAACCGUAAUCAACACCUUCGAGAUAUUAUACGCAAGGCCCACGAUGAAGAAGAAAAACUUAAAGAAAUUGCGUUUAUAAAGAAUUUAGAAGCGCAGAAUAAGCGACUUGAUUUCAUUGAAUCUUGCAAGGAACAGGAAGGUCGCCUCCAAGAUUUAGAACAGGAGCGACAAAAGAAAGCGGAGGAGAAAGCGGCGAAGGAAGCAGCUGUAGAAAGAAGAAGGCAGGAGCUAGAAAAGGCUCGGCAGAGGCGAUUGGAGAAGAUGAAUGAAACGCGUUUGGAGCGAGAACAACGAGUCGGUAAAUUGCAAGAACAACGGGAAAAGCAAAGGCAGGCGAUUGCCCGUGAAAAGGCGAGAGAUCGCGAAGAAAGACUUUUAGCCUUGCAAGUGCAGCAACAACAAAGCGCUGAAGAAUUACAAAGGAAGAUCUUACAAAAGCAGAAAGAAUCAGCGAAACGGCAUGAAGAGAAUAUAGAACACAUUAGACAAAGAGCGCUAGAGCUUACCAUUCCUAACAGAAAUGUCGAUGAAAACGAUCGUGCUGCAAGCGAGGAACGUGAUGAUGGCGGUGAUUUAUCUUCGACGGUAUCGGAUGUUAGCCGUGAGCAUAGCAAAGCCUUUAAGAAGAAGAUAAAGAAGCUGAAGCUGCGAAUGGCACAAAAGACCGAGGAAUAUCUUAAAGAGUUACAACCCGUCCCAUUACACAUGAAACGUGAAAGUCAAGUUCCAAAAUAUUUAAAUUUGGUUAUUAAAGGCGGCGGGGCACAAGGUCUCGAGCGUCCUCUAGGGCAGCUGCUUAGAUUAAUGGCAAAGGCUCAGGUGUCUGAUUUUCAAUGCUUUUGGCUUAUGAAUGGCUUGGGAAUUAUAGGAGAUGUGAUUACAAAUGGAAUGGAACCGAAUUCAGAGACGAGUAAAAGAGCUGUGGUAAUUGCGGUGCAAUUAUAUCGAAACGCGUGCUCUUUAUGCCCACAGAUUGCAAGGCAUGCUAUUUUGGCAAAUUCUAUUACCCUCCUAUUUGAUGCGCUUCUACAAAGUUUACAGCUUCCCGAGGAGAAAUCUCCACAGCAUCCAGUGGAACUCUCAACUGAAUUGAUGCUUGCCUGCACUGUGGCCUUAUCUCCGGUGAAUUCAAUGAAACAGUCCCACCCAAAAGUAGUGGAACGCCUCCCGGAUGUAAUCAGCUAUGCCGUCACAACUGGUCUCAUCGAGGUUUUAUCUCGGCGCUGUAUGAAAAUUCGAGAGUCUAUAGAGAAUUAUCAGAGUGUUGUCCUAUCGCUGCUGGCGACGUUGGGAUUGUUGACGAAAUUUGCAGAAUUAUGUCCUGUUGGUCCGACAGACACAACGAGGUUUUUAGGUGCGGCUAAAUCUACUGAAUUGUUCGGGACAAUACCUUUACUAUAUGCCACUGUAGUUCCGAUAGGUGAAUGCAUCCCACCUCGCACCAUUUCUUUAGCGGCUGCUACCUUCAACCUACUCGUAUCGAUGGCUGUUUUAGAUUUAUCUACGUUCCAAGAAGUCCUGUCAGGAGAGUCGCUAUCAAUGAAAUUCUUAGAUGUAGUUACAAUUUUACUAAAGUAUUGUGGAUCCAAGUGCACUAUAAAUGAAAAAAGUGAGACUCAGGCUGUGAUCAUUGACUUAAUUGCAACGCUAGGUUUCUUCUCCGCUAAUAAUAAGAAAAAUCAGGAGCUCCUUACUUCGGAACAAUGUUCGAUAAUCAUCAAAAGUUUAACAAAGUUGCCACAACACUUCAACGUGGUGAUUUAUCCUACUUUGUUUACGAUCAUCUACGACAACGAUGAAGCUAAGCAGGUGGUAGCUCGUGAUUUUAACGUAGACUUCCUUGAUGAAUACAGCAAAUCCGAGAUUGGGAGGAAGAAUCGUUUAGUGUCUGUGCUCAAACCAAAACAUUAAGUUCGUGUGUAUUAUUACAAUUAAUAUUGGAAGCAGAAAAGUGUACUCAUAGUAACAAAGACCUUAAAACAUUCAUUAGUGAUAAUCAUCAUGCCAUAGGUUUAAACUAUACAUUUGCAUAUAUUUAUAUUGCUUCUAUCGUAUCUUGGAAAAGAGGAGUUAGUUUUCACACUUUAUACGCUAUCGUGGUUUGCUUUUUUGGUCCGGAGAAAGACCCUAAAAUAUUGGAUUUUUACAUGAAGUGAAAAUAUAUAUAAAUAUAUGUCACGACAUUCGAAGAAAAAAAACGAUAUGUGUUACUAAUAUUUAGUCAUUAAUUUAUUAACACCAUAUAAGUGUAUUAUUAAUUUUUUAUAUUUAAUA
Hermetia illucens (black soldier fly) is the source of this 5472-nucleotide messenger RNA. It is a transcript of the gene ssp3, whose product is annotated as S phase cyclin A-associated protein in the endoplasmic reticulum. Bases 178 to 5109 code for a protein of 1643 amino acids. NCBI's taxonomy places the organism in Eukaryota, Metazoa, Arthropoda, Insecta, Diptera, Stratiomyidae. The transcript is spliced from 12 exons. The record is from RefSeq and is a predicted model, not a curated record.